GUGUUUGAAUAAUUAUGGUCGUAGCCGUGGUGAUGUAUUUGAAUAGUUAUGGUUGUAGCCGAAGCUUAAAGAAUGAUAAUGUUUAAUGUUUUUGAAUAAUCAGGUUUGUUAUGAUACAAUCAAAUAAUCUAGUUAGUCCAAUGGCCAAGACGGGCGUGAAGUGACUUUGCACAUGGAACGUCUAAGCCAACGGUAUAAAAUCGAACCAAUGGUAGAUGUUCUGUGUGACAACGGUAUAAAAUCGAACCAAUCGAACCAAUGGUAGAUGUUCUGUGUGACAACGGAAUCCCAGAGGACUCGAACCCAGGUGCCUUGGGAUCCAGUUCAGUCUAGUGUUACCACUAGGCUAUUCUGUCUCGGCAACAGCGAGUUAUUCAAUCUCCGGAAUCUAACCGUUUGAUUAAUAAGAUCGAAUCAAUAAGAUCGACGGUUGUUAUUCAAUUUAGUAGUGUAUAGUAUAUACUUAAAUCAAAAUUUCCUUUUUAUUAUCCUAAUCGUAAUUACACAACUCUAAAAGUUUCUUUUUCUCUCUCAACAGAUCAAAGAUUCAGACUCUAACUAGGUUUUAAUUGCAGCGAAGUAAAGUAUGACGUCGUCGACGGAAUUUGUGAAGUCGUUAGGCAAAGGUUCGUUUGGUUCCGUCAAUCUCAUCAAGUUCACUAAACCCGACGGCUCGAAGCCAUACUACCACGCUGUGAAAAGCUCAAACGCACAAGACUACGACUCUCUCUACAACGAGUUUCAGAUUCUAUCUAAACUUAGAGAUUGUCCGAGAAUUGUGCAAACGUUUGUUACAUCUCUCCAGAGAGGUGUGAAUGAUAACGGAACAAGAGUUUAUAACAUGUCGAUGGAGUACGCAGCUGGCGGAAGUUUAACUUCGUUCAUGGAAACAAGGUCGUUGACCGACACGAUGAUCAAAGACUUCACUCGUAUGAUUCUUGAAGGACUGGUCUCUGUUCAUGAUCACGGAUACGUCCACUGCGACCUCAAACCGGACAAUCUUCUUGUGUUUCCACGUGAUGAUGUUGGCGUAACGAAAGAAGUUUCGUAUGAGUUGAAGCUUUCAGACUUUGGAAUGUCGACAGAAGCUGGAGAGGAGUCGGUGUUUUGGGACUUUGAUUCUCCCUACUUGGGAACGCCUCUUUACAUGUCUCCCGAGUCUGUUAACUACGGCGUUGCCGACACAUCGUUAGACUUGUGGUCGCUAGGUUGCGUUGUGUUGGAGAUGUACACAGGACAGUCUCCGUGGCCGUUCCAGGACUCGGAAGAGCUUUUGUGUCAUUUAUUGGAUGAGAAGGCGCCAGAGAUUCCAGAGUCUCUUCCUUGGGAGGCAAGGCAGUUUCUGCAAACGUGCUUUGCAAGAAAUCCUGUGGAGAGGGGAAGUGCUUCGGAUCUGUUGAAGCAUCCGUUUCUUCUCCGGGGAGUUUCUGAUGAGAAGAGAGUGAUGGUUACAGCCGCCGGAAGUAGGAUAAAGUCGGUGGCUGUACUGAAGUCUAGGGUUAUAAUGAAGAAGCCAAUAAGAGUGAAAAUUCUUCCACCAAAGACGCCACAGUUUAAGAAAGUUUUGAAUAGGCCCUUGAGGCUCAAGACUAUACCUCCAAAACCGCCAGGAUUCAAUCUCGUGUUUGUUCAGUCGUUUUGUCUCAGUGUAUCAGUGUGUUCUGUCGCUUUGUUACUUGGUGGUAGAUGGUGUAGAGCAAAUUAAUAAUUAGUUGUGAGAAUUGUACAGAGGAAACAUCAAGGAGCAGCCAAGACCAGGUUUAGUUCCUGUGUCAACAUUGUCACUUGAUAGAACCAUCUCGUAACUUUUGUUUUAUUUUGUUCUUCUCUUUGAAAUCUGUCUGUUUGUACUUGUAUAGAUUCUAUACGUAACUUUGUAACAACACUUGGAGAAUUUAUGUUAAUUGAUUUUUUUCUCUUUUCAUUGUCUUUGUGUCAAACAAGAUAACUAACAAGUCUAGCUAAAAAGUGUUUCCAUGUCUCCAAAGCUGAAUUAAAGAAGCAGCUGUUCUAUGAAUAGCUAAGGAUGUGUGGAUGUUCUUCCCAGAAACAGCGUUCAAUGAUGUUGCAAUUAUCUACAACCACUUCUUCUUCCCGUUUCAACUUCUUCCCUGAAACUACUCCGUUCUCGACUGCUCCUGAAAAUGAAUAUAUUCAUACAGAUGUUUAACAGAUAUUAUUGAACUUUGAUGUAUAAGAAUUGCCAUUUUUUCCUCCUAUAUUCUUGAAAAUUGCAAUAUUCGUAUUUGUUUAUGGUCAAUACAUGACAUAUCACUGGAACGAUAUGUGUAAUGAUUUUGUUUAGGCAAAGCAAAAGCAUCCCCUGUAUUUAUGUGGUUUGUAUUUUAUGGAACACUUACUUAAUGUGUUUAUGCUUUACUAUCUAAGUGUGAUGCGGCGGUGACCAUCUCAUAAGUAAUUUGCAUGAAUUCAAGUUUCGUACUUUCUUUUUCUAUAGUUUUUAUAUGCAACUCUUUUUUAAAAAAAACCUUAUUUAUUUACCUUAUAUUAGUAAGAGAUAUUUAUGUAUAUUAUAUUUAUUAUAGAAACUUACUUAGGAAUCUUAUUUUACUACCAUAGGACAACUGAUAUUCGUAAAGAAUAAUAAGAACAUAAAUUAAAAUUACAAUACCGAAAUACAAGAAUAAAGAAGAAUUGCAGAGUCGAGAUGAUUAAUCUCUUUCCUUAAAUCU
Messenger RNA from Brassica napus (rape), 2693 nucleotides. Its product is annotated as mitogen-activated protein kinase kinase kinase 20-like. Gene Ontology annotation, biological process: protein phosphorylation. The record is from RefSeq and is a predicted model, not a curated record. Lineage: Eukaryota; Viridiplantae; Streptophyta; Magnoliopsida; Brassicales; Brassicaceae. The coding region runs from base 587 to 1705 and encodes 372 amino acids. The transcript has a single exon. Gene Ontology annotation, molecular function: ATP binding; protein kinase activity.